UAUAACCUGUCAUUUGUGAUUGGUCUCGAGCCCCGGAAAUGUAUUAAAUCACAUUUAACGCAAUUUCAUCUUCCUCCUCUGCUCUUCCUAUUCCUCCUCAGGUCUCAGAAGCCCAUGACCUCCACCCAGAAGCCACACUUUUUCAGGAUCAUACACCCGUCGUUUCUUACACAUGGAUACCCUGGAAUUCCUCAGAUUUUUCUAAAAGAAUAUGGAAACAGUCUCUCAAAUUUUGUGUUCCUCCACCUUCCCACUGGCGCUGAAUGGCGAAUAGAAUUGUUGAAACUCCAUGAUGAGGUUUUGUUCGGCAGUGGAUGGCAGCGAUUUGCUGACUUCUAUUCUAUAAGAUAUGGGCAUUUCUUACUGUUCAGAUACGAAGGCAGUUCCCAUUUCCAUGUGCUUAUAUUUGAUAUGACCGCUUCUGAGAUUGAAUAUCCAUACGCUACUGCUCCCAAUCACUACCACAACCAUCAUAAAGUUUCUGUUGAGAGUUUGGAUGAUUUCCCAUCCUCCAAAACAGCAAACUAUAUGGACAUGAUCGAUAUUACCUCUAGUGAAGCAGUGUUCUACCCUAAUGGAGCAAGCAGCUUGCCAAAAGUUGAGGACAUUCAGGGUGAUUUUCCAACCACCCACAAAACAAGGGAGAUAACAAGAAACAAUCCUUCUUUUAAACCUCAUAACGCUUGCAGUUCCCACCACUAUCAUUCCUCCAUCCCAAUUUCUAGGGGUAAGAAAUGUUUGCCGGAGUUUUUACUUUGUCUUUGAUUG
This is a messenger RNA of Vitis vinifera (wine grape), 768 nucleotides long. Its product is annotated as B3 domain-containing protein At3g18960-like. NCBI's taxonomy places the organism in Eukaryota, Viridiplantae, Streptophyta, Magnoliopsida, Vitales, Vitaceae. Gene Ontology annotation, molecular function: DNA binding. The record is from RefSeq and is a predicted model, not a curated record. The transcript has 2 exons. Bases 115 to 765 code for a protein of 216 amino acids.